This is a messenger RNA of Phalaenopsis equestris, 3045 nucleotides long. RefSeq lists its product as uncharacterized. The transcript has 16 exons. Lineage: Eukaryota; Viridiplantae; Streptophyta; Magnoliopsida; Asparagales; Orchidaceae. Bases 309 to 2858 code for a protein of 849 amino acids. The record is from RefSeq and is a predicted model, not a curated record.
UCCCACAGCUCGUCCGUCGCGCAAAAUUCCCGUCAACCUCAAGAAACCACCCCCAAAGCAAAGGGGAAGAAUUCCUCGCAUUCUCCCAGCGAAUAACUAAAACCCUAAUCUCCCACAUCGUCUUUGUUUUCUAUUCAGAUUAGGGUUUCUCAGGCUUCUUUUUUUUUGUAUCAAAGUUUAUAAACUGUGCUUAUAUUCCGGCACCGUGCGGAUUCGGGCUCGAGAUAAAUUUCACACAUUUUCUUCCAAAUUACAUUCCGGCACCGUGCGGAGCUCGGUGUGGGUGGUGGAGGACUUUAUUGAUCGGAAUGGAUGCUGCCGGCAGCCAGGGCGGGUCCAUUCCCGGUCCUUCCUCGCAGCAUCCGCAGAGGAUGGAAUGGCAUGCCGUGUCUGAGAACUCUUUCCAUAACAAUGGAGGCGAAGAGCUGGAACACACUAACUUUGGGCAGUCCGACGAGAGAACGAUAUAUGAGGUACAGGAAGUAACCGGACAACUUGACGUGGAUGUCCGUUCGAUUACUAUCGAUGGUGGGGGGAUGACUGACGAGACAUUGCAGUGUCGGCUUCAGGAGGUUUCUAGGCAGAGGGGGAAGCUGGAACAUUUAGAAAUGGAGCUAAGGGCUCGGGCAAUUGCCAGGACUAAGAUUAUGGAAAUGCAGAGAAGGUAUCAGUCACAGAUCAGGGAGCAUGCUGAUGCAACUACACAGCUAAAGGACCGACUAAAACAAAGAGAGGAACAAAUAUCUGAAUUAAAGGUGACAUUGGAAGAGAAAGACAGGGAAUUACGUUCAGUAAAGUUAGAUAAUGAUGCGGUUUGGGCUAAAGCGGACCUCCUUAGGGAACAAAAUAAAGAGCUAGCCACCUUUAGGAGAGAACUUGAUAAUUCAGAAGCAGAAAGAUGUCAUCAUCUCGAACAAAUUCAUGACCUCCAAGAGCAUCUUCGAGAGAAGGAGAGUCAGUUUCUUGCAUUGGAAGAGCAGCAUAGGGUUGCUCAGGAAACACUCCUUUACAAGGAUGAGCAGUUAAGGGAAGCACAAGCAUGGGUUGCACGUGCUCAGGUCGAUGCUUUGCAGUCAGCCACAAAUCAGUCUUUACAGGCUGAACUGCGGGAGCGGACUGAGCAGUUCAAUCAAUAUUGGCUUGCUUUGCAACGACAGUUUGUGGAAAUGGAGCGUCACCACAUUCGAACAAUACAACAACUUCAUUUGGAGCUAGCAGAGGCAAGGGGGGGUAGUGAAAUAUACAAGGAUGGCUCCCGAAUCACACAUGAAAAUUCAACCGACUCUUCAUCACAUUUGCAAAAGGGGAACCAAAUGAAUGCUACUAAUAAUGGCAUCUCAAACAAGACUUUGACAGAUCCAUCAAAUGGAAACUUUUCGACAUCCAACUCUUCAAUCAUUACAGAACAUGUCUCUGGUGUUCCUGUAUUUCCACCUCUGCUUGGUAUGGGUACCUUCCUCCCGGCUGGUCAGAUGUCGGCUUUUCGCCCUUUUGUUAUGCACCCUCAAGGUGUUCCACCUUCUCCAUCAUCUACAAAUUCCAUAAUCUCUCAACCCUAUUUAGGCAAUGUUUUGCCAGUAUCUCCAGUGCCAACCCCACAGUACUGGUUGAACCAACAGGUAAUGCUCAAUCAGAAUAAAUGCAAUACAUCUCUGUUAGAGCCAAAUCAAGUUGGAUCAGGUUCUCAUUUUAGCUGCGAACUUUCUGCUGAUGCAAAGGAACUUCAGGCAUAUCAUUUUAACUCACAAAAUAACCAACAGCAGAGUUCCUUUUCUGCAAACAAUGGACCAAAUGAAGAAAUUCGGGUUACUGAAAUUACUUGUAAUCAGUAUCAACUGCCCCAAGAAACCCAGGAGAUGUCAACUGCUCACUCUCAUCUUAAUACUGCAUUUGGAUGUGAGAGAACUGGUCAGAGGAGCGAGCCCAAGGAUCAUUCCAUCGCAUCUUAUAAUGAAUCACAAGAGCUAACUAUGACAUCAAGUCAACAAUGUUUAGCUACCGUUAUAGAUGCAAGUGCUGCACCAAGCAAUGUUGUUGGUUCCAACAAUGCUGCAGAAUGCAAUAGAGCUGUGCUGGUAUCUUCUGAAAUUAAGAUUCCAACCACACAAGAAUCAAGCUUAGCGAUCACCAGUAAGUCAAUGGACCAUGCCCUUCUAGAUGAAAGGGCGCUUUUGGCUUGCAUUGUACGUGCAAUUCCAGCUGGAUCUGACGGUCAAAUUAGGAUUAGCAGUACUUUACCAAAUAGGCUUGCAAAGAUGCUUGCACCCCUUCACUGGCAUGAUUAUAAGAAACACUAUGGAAAACUUGAUGAUUUUGUUUCUCUUCAUCCUGAACUGUUUGUAAUUGAAGGAGACUUUAUUCAUCUACGGGAAGGAGCUCAACAAAUCAUAUCAGCGACUACAGCUGUCGCAAAAGUUGCCGCUGCUGCUGCAUCAUAUGUUCCUUAUUCUUCACUGUUCCCAUCAGUUGCUGUCACUCCAGUGUCUCAGAGCAAUCGUCAUAAAAAGUCAGCCAUGGAAUCCAAAUCUUUUGAUGCUGUUUCAUAUUUAGAUGAUGCUGAGAUCAGGAACACGCAAGUUUCAUAUGACAGACUACCAGUGAUUCAGAAAUCCCCCCAUCAACCACAAAAUGGCAUUAGCUUUAACAUCGUUCAAGACAUGUCAGAUGUAUCCUUAACAAACAAGGCAAAGAAUUCUCAUGAAAUGAGUGGUUUGGCAACCGAAAUAAAUCCUGCUCAGCCAAUUUCAAGCAGUGUUGUAGGCAAUGGUUUAAAUAGAGGACUGACAAAUGGCAGGCAUGCCUUUGGAGGAAAGCAGCAAGCAAGGUCAUCUGGAGCUGGGUUUAUUUCCAGGCGAUAGAAUGAUGUAUGGCUGCAUCUCCCUUUUGCAAAUGCUCUUGUGGAUAUUGUCAUUUUCUAUAUGAACAUGUUGAGGUUUGAUCAUCUAAAGCUGAUAAUUGGCAAUGCAUUUUUUUCUAAUAUACUCUUCAUUGUAUACAUUUUUGUUAUUUCCCUCUGAUUCAAAAUAUGCAGAAGAGCUAUCUAUU